UGGAUCCCAGACGGAGACCGAGGCCUGGUAGUCGCCGGGAUGAUCUCCGGGGAGGACGACGGGCCCAAAAGCCCGGGGAGGGACCCACCGCCCCAGGUUACCACCAAAGAACAUGAUUUUGGUCUAGGGGCUCCAGUUUCUGAAGCUGAAAAAUAUCAGAAUAUUCUCCAGCUAGAGCAAGAAGUGAGAAAUCAAGACAAAUUCAUCUCUACACUGAAAUUACAGAUUGAAGAUCUCAAACAGACAAAUCAUGGCUUGGAAGAAUAUGUUAAGAAACUCUUGGAUAGUAAGGAGGUGGUAAGCAGUCAAGUAGAUGAUUUAACCAGCCACAAUGAGCACCUUUGUCAAGAAUUGAUUAAAAUUGACCAACUAGCAGAGCAACUAGAAAAAGAAAAAAAUUUUGUGGUGGAUACCGCUGACAAGGAACUUGAAGAAGCAAAGGUACUAGAUUGUCACUAA
Budorcas taxicolor (takin) is the source of this 459-nucleotide messenger RNA. Its product is annotated as centrosomal protein of 135 kDa-like. The coding region runs from base 40 to 459 and encodes 139 amino acids. The transcript has 3 exons. Lineage: Eukaryota; Metazoa; Chordata; Mammalia; Artiodactyla; Bovidae. The record is from RefSeq and is a predicted model, not a curated record.